AUGACUACGAUUGAAAAAAUCGCGGAUGUCAAGAUGAGAGACCUUGACAAGCCAUUUUGGUUCAUUGGUAACAAUUUCAAAAGAUGGAAGGGUAAAGUACUUUUCUACUUAAGCCUUCUCAAUGUUUCUUAUGUGUUAACUGAGAAGAAUCCUAAUAAAGUUGAUGACACCUCCAUGGAUGACGAUGAACUUAUUUCUCAUUAUGAGAAAGUGGAAAAGUACGAUAGUGAAGAGGCAAGGGGCCAAGAUGCACUUUUACAAAAAGAAGAGAGCAACAUCACAACGAAGGCAAAUGUUACUGAAGAACCUAUUGUGGCGGUGAUUACUGACAUAAACAUGGUUGAGAGAGUUGAUGGAUGGUGGGCUGAUUCUGGUGCGAACCGUCAUUCUCAGCUUGUCGUUCGUUGCUCCUGGCUCCUCGCUGAGUGCUCAGCUGCUCGCAAGUCGCAGAUGACACAAAUUGGAAGUAGGGUAAGUGAAAGUGGGGCUUCAAAUGAGAGCACACCUAACACCUCAUCUCCCAAUGAGGUUGAAGUUGAUGUCGAUACUUCAAAGAAAAGGAAACUCAUGGAACCUAGAGCUACUUGUUGGAAGCAUUUUGACAAGUUCACCGAUGAAAGUGAAGCUAAGAAAACCAAAUGCAAGUAUUGUGCGAAACCUUAUGCAGCUUCUACAUCAAGUAACGGUACGUCGUCAAUGAAUACUCAUAUGAGAACAUGUCCUAAAUUUCCUCGCGACACCGUAGAUAAAGGUCAAAAUCUAAUUAAUUUUCUACCAUCUUCAAUGGGAGCAAAGGAAGGAGUGAUUAGCACUUGGAAAUUUGACCAAGCACAAAGUAGGAGAGCUUUAGCCAAAAUGAAAAUUGUUGACAAGCUACCGUUUAGUUUUGUUGAGAAAGAGGGCUUUAAAAACUUCAUGAGAGUUACAGUGCCACAAUUUCAUAUUCCUUCUAGUAGAACCGUGACAAGAGAUUGUUAUGAAUUAUACCUUGAAAAAAGACAACUUUUGAAGAAGGUUUUAAAAGAAGCACGUCCAAGAGUUUGUCUUACGACAGAUAGUUGGACCUCUAUACAAAAAAUCAACUACAUGUGUCUGACAGCCCACUUUAUAGAUAGAAAUUGGACUUUGCAUAAAAGAAUUAUAAAUUUUUGUCCUAGUUCUAGUCAUAAGGGCGGGGAUAUGGCGGCUUGCAUUACUAAUUGUUUGCUUGAAUGGGGUUUGGAUAAUGUGUUCACUAUUACAGUUGAUAAUGCUAGUUCUAAUGAUGUUACUAUGAAAGAAAUGUCUAAACAAUUGAGUAAUUGGGGAACUAACAUUAUGGAUGGUGACCAUCUUCAUGUGAGGUGUAUGGCACAUAUCCUUAAUCUUAUUGUGCAAGAUGGGUUGAAGGAAAUUGGUAAGUCUAUCAAGCUAGUGAGACAAGCCGUGAAAUACAUUAAACAAUCUCCCGCAAGAAUUCGAAAGUUCAAAGAAUGUUGUGAAUCUCAAUUGAUAACUUGUAAGAAAUCAUUAUGUUUAGAUGUUCCUAUUAGGUGGAACUCUACAUAUUUGAUGCUUGAUGUAGCACAACAUUUUGAGCUUGCAUUUGAAAGAUAUAGUUUUUAUGAUAUUGGAUACUUGAACCAUUUUCGUACCUUUGGUUCUAAUUCUUCUGAAGGUGAAGAUGGAACUAGUGCAAAAGAUGGAACUAGUGUAGAUAUUCUUACAAGUGUUGACUGGAAAAAUGUGAGGUCAAUGGUGAAAUUUCUUGAAACUUUUUAUGUACUUACUUUGAAGGUUUCUGGUUCUAAUUAUGUCACUAGCAAUACACACUUUGUUGAAAUUGUUGAACUUAAUCUUAUUUUGAAAGAGAUGAUGGAAAAUGAAGAUGGUAAUUUGAAAGAAAUGACAAAAAGUAUGAAGGAAAAGUUCAAAAAGUAUUGGGGUGAACCACAUAAAAUGAUCAAGAUGAUUUUUAUUUCAUCCGUGUUGGAUCCUCGUAACAAGCUUGAUUAUGUUCCAUUUGCAAUUGGGGAUAUGUUUGGAAAAAAAGUUGGGGAUGAGCUAUGUUCAGAAAUGAAAAAAUACAUGAACAAAUUAUUUGAUUAUUAUGUUGAGAAAUCCUCAAAAAGCUCUUUACAUGUACCAUCUUCACCCACUCCAUCUGACAACUCAUCAAUUAUAUCUAGUGUGAGUGGUUCUGGCAACUUUGUAAAUAGAGGAAGAAUGAGAACGAAACAACAAUUUGAGAAGCAUAAAGAAGUUAGUGGAAGUUCAAGUAGUAAAUCAGAAUUGGAAAGAUAUCUUGCUGAAGAUAUUGAGCCAAAUAGUGAUGGCUUUGAUAUAUUAAUGUGGUGGAAAGUAAAUGAGCCGAGAUUUCCUAUUCUCGCGGAGAUGGUUCGUGAUGUGUUAGCCAUUCCCAUUUCAAGUGUCGCAUCAGAAUGUGCAUUCAACACAGGAGGUCGUGUUCUUGAUCCCUUUAGGAGUUCAUUAACUCCUAAACUUGUGCAAUCUCUUAUUUGUGUUCAAGAUUGGCUUAGAAGUGAGCCUUUUCCAAUCAAUAUUGAGGAAAACUUAGAGUAUCUUGAGCAACUUGAACUUCGUAAGAUUUUGUCUACUGGCAGCUGGACGUUUCAGUUUAGUGGUGCUGCCGUGCUGGGCACAAGUUUUUGA
This is a messenger RNA of Solanum verrucosum, 2652 nucleotides long. RefSeq names its product zinc finger BED domain-containing protein RICESLEEPER 2-like. Lineage: Eukaryota; Viridiplantae; Streptophyta; Magnoliopsida; Solanales; Solanaceae. The record is from RefSeq and is a predicted model, not a curated record. The transcript is spliced from 5 exons. The coding region runs from base 1 to 2652 and encodes 883 amino acids. Gene Ontology annotation, molecular function: protein dimerization activity; DNA binding.